AUGGAUAGCAAGAAGGUCGAAUACUACAGUAUAACAUACCUGAUCAUGGACGAAGGUCACAAAUACACCUACAUCGCCGGUGGUGCCGUCGCUGCAGCAGAUGCCUAUUACAUCACUCAGAAGGCCCGAGCAUUGACAAGAGCCGUUUCACAAACGACAUCGACAAGUGAGACAUCGAAACCUUCCAGCGACACAACAGCUGCAACAGAGACAAGCACCACAUCGUCGGGAAGCGCCACAGAAGCCACUGCCGAAAUCUCUGAUGACAAUCGAUCCGAAUCGAGGAGUGACACGGGUGCAAUAGUCGGCGGUGUCGUUGAAGGCCUGGCUGUGCUUUACAGAACUGCUGUUGCGGUCAUAUAUCUACCCCGAAAGAGUCGUACGCAGAAGCUGGAGACGACGCCGGGGACAGGUCAGGGGAUGACCGAAGCACCGGGUCAGGCAUAA
This is a messenger RNA of Fusarium subglutinans, 447 nucleotides long. RefSeq lists its product as uncharacterized. The record is from RefSeq and is a predicted model, not a curated record. Bases 1 to 447 code for a protein of 148 amino acids. The transcript has a single exon. NCBI's taxonomy places the organism in Eukaryota, Fungi, Ascomycota, Sordariomycetes, Hypocreales, Nectriaceae.